This is a messenger RNA of Penicillium taxi, 447 nucleotides long. RefSeq lists its product as uncharacterized. The record is from RefSeq and is a predicted model, not a curated record. Lineage: Eukaryota; Fungi; Ascomycota; Eurotiomycetes; Eurotiales; Aspergillaceae. The coding region runs from base 1 to 447 and encodes 148 amino acids. The transcript is spliced from 2 exons.
AUGGCCUAUAACAAAUACAAAAAGUCGAACAAAAACAGCAAUAUUCUGUUCGAGUGGCUCAAGAUGUCCGGGUACGCUCUCAAAAUCACGGCAGGGAGAACCAGGUUUCUCAUUUCAGAGGAUUGGGAGACUGAUGAGAACACUUGUGAACUCACACAUGUGCUCAUUCAAGUCCACCUAGAUUUCCUGGCCACCAUCUAUGACGUAAAGGCAGAUGGAAGACACAUCUACUUUGUCGACCGUGGAGAUUCGGGCCUAAAUUGGGCUGAUUGGGAAAAUGACAAGUAUACAUUCUUGGGUGAAAUCAGCGAGAGAGCGACAGAACCUAUGAUUCAAAGUGCCGGAAAGAUAAUUGCGGCUAACAUGAACAAGAAAGGAUACAACAUUCUCACCAACAACUGUAGAGACUUUGUUAACAAGUUAUAUACUGUGAUCAAAACACUGUGA